Molecule: messenger RNA, 687 nt
Organism: Orbilia oligospora ATCC 24927
Lineage: Eukaryota; Fungi; Ascomycota; Orbiliomycetes; Orbiliales; Orbiliaceae
Exons: 6
Coding region: 1-687 (228 amino acids)
Source: RefSeq, a predicted model, not a curated record
AUGAAGGUCUUUACGGCAAUUCUGGCAAUUAGUGCCAGCAUUCCUUCGGUUCUUGCUCAUUAUCGUUUCCCUUCUCUUAUUGUCGGAGGAACUACCACGGGGCAAUACCAAUAUGUCCGCCAAAACUCCAACAUGAACUCUCCAGUUGAGAAUGUGCAAUCAACUGAUUUCACCUGCAAUGCGGGUGCGAGACUCGGAAGUAACACUGGAACGUACGAAGUCGCUGCUGGUUCUACAGUUGGAUUCGCACUUGACCAACAAGUUUUCCACCCUGGUCCAUAUAUUGUCUACCUCGGCCAGGCCCCAUCUAGUAUCACCAAUUUGAACAGCUGGGAUGGCUCUGGAGCCAACUGGUUCAAGAUCCACCAAAGACAAAUCACAUUCGGAAGCAAUGGACCUAACUGGGAGAUGCUUAACUCCCUCACCUUCAAGCUCCCGACUAGAAUCCCAAGUGGCCUUUACCUUCUCCGUAUCGAGCAUAUCGCUCUCCAUAGCGCCUCCAACUACCCUGGUGCUCAGUUCUACAUCUCUUGCGCUCAACUCAAGAUCACCGGUGGCUCUGGGGGCAGCCCGGCCAAGGUCUCCAUCCCCGGUGUCUACUCCGGUCAGGAACCUGGCAUCAAGUUGAACAUUUAUUACCCCAUCCUGAACAGCUACAACUUCCCAGGACCAGCUGUCUACUCUUAA